AUGGCCGAGAAGCCCGCCGUGCUCAUAGUGGGGGGAUUGGGCUACAUUGGACGAUUCCUAGCGCUGUAUAUUCAGAAGAAUAACCUGGCUUCCGAGGUGCGGAUUGUGGAUAAGACGCUGCCCCAGCUGGCAUGGCUGGCUCCAGAGUUCGACGAGGCCUGCUCGAACGACAAAUUUAUGCAGGCAGAUGCAAGCAAAGAGCAAUCUCUCACACGCAUCUUCGAUCGCUCAAACGGAAAGCAAUGGGACUACAUAUUCAAUUGCGGCGGGGAAACGAGGAAUUCGCAAGACGACGAGGUAUAUAAGGUACGCUCGCUUGCUCUGAGCGUGGCCCUGGGGAAGGAAGCCGCACAGAGAGGCGUGAAGGCUUUCGUGGAGUUAAGUACGGGCAUGGUAUACAAAUCGGAUUCGCAACCGAGCAAAGAAGGGGACAAAUUAAAGCCAUGGAGCAAGAUCGCCGUGUUCAAACUGCAAGCCGAGGAGCAACUUGCGAAAAUCGAGGGGCUUAAUCUCAUUAUCGUCCGCCUCGCCCAUGUAUAUGGCGACUAUGCCUCCCAAUUUGUUGCAACAGCCUUGUCGAUGGCCCGCGUUUACCAAGACCUGGAGGAGGAGAUGAAAUGGCUUUGGACGAAGGACCUUCGUGUAAAUACGGUCCAUAUAUCGGAUGUCGUCCGCGCCUUAUGGGACACCGCGAACUGGUACGCAGUCAAGCAAAAACCCAACUGGGACGACAAGGCUAUGGGAGCAACCCCUAUAUUCAACAUUGUCGACCAAGGGCAAACCUCCCAAGGGACCAUGGCGGAAAUUAUCGGCCAAUUAUUCGGCAUCAAGACUGGCUUUCAAGGACAGUUGAUCAGCACAUUUGCAAGGCUCAACAUGGAUAGUGUGGUGGAUGAUGUGAACGACGACCUCCUAGGACCUUGGGCCGAUUUACUCCAAGAUGCCGGCAUCACACGGCCAGGGCCCUUGACUCCAUUCAUGGAGAAGGAGCUCCUGAAAGAUACAGAUCUCAGCAUGGAUGGCAGCAGGCUGGAGACAGUUGUCGGCUUCAAAUACGAGAAACCUCACAUCACGAAAGAAUUGGUACAGGAAAUGAUCGAUAGCUACACGAGGAUUGGGUGGUGGCCGGUGAAGAAGUAG
This is a messenger RNA of Venustampulla echinocandica, 1140 nucleotides long. Its product is annotated as NAD(P)-binding protein. Bases 1 to 1140 code for a protein of 379 amino acids. Lineage: Eukaryota; Fungi; Ascomycota; Leotiomycetes; Helotiales; Pleuroascaceae. The transcript has 4 exons. The record is from RefSeq and is a predicted model, not a curated record.